Messenger RNA from Cinclus cinclus, 2172 nucleotides. RefSeq names its product sodium/hydrogen exchanger 2-like. Gene Ontology annotation, biological process: sodium ion transport; regulation of pH; proton transmembrane transport. Gene Ontology annotation, cellular component: membrane. Gene Ontology annotation, molecular function: sodium:proton antiporter activity. The transcript has 12 exons. Bases 1 to 2172 code for a protein of 723 amino acids. NCBI's taxonomy places the organism in Eukaryota, Metazoa, Chordata, Aves, Passeriformes, Cinclidae. The record is from RefSeq and is a predicted model, not a curated record.
AUGGAGAGCCAGGGACACAGAGCUGCAGCUGUCCUGGCUGGGUCCUGCCUCUCCUGCAUCCUCCAAUCCCCCUGGGUGGGAGCCCUGCAGGAGCCUCUGCUGGAGGAUGCGAUCCUGGAGAACGUCAGCUGGGCUGCCGAGGAAUCCCAGGGCAACGACUCCUUGGAGCACGCCUUCUUCUCCCUGGAUUAUCAGCACGUCCAGGUCCCCUUUGAAAUCACACUCUGGAUCAUGCUGGCAUCCUUGGCCAAAAUAGGGUUCCAUCUCUACAACAAGCUGCCUUCUGUCGUUCCCGAAAGCUGUUUGUUGAUAUUUGUGGGGCUCAUCAUGGGGGGAAUCAUCUAUGGAUUAAACGAUCGGUCACCACCAGUGAUGGACAGCGACAUCUUUUUCCUCUACCUCCUGCCCCCCAUCGUGCUGGACGCCGGCUACUUCAUGCCCAGCCGCCCUUUUUUUGAGAACAUCGGCACCAUCCUGCUCUACGCCGUGGUGGGGACCAUCUGGAACGUGUUUGGGAUUGGCUUUUCCCUCUAUGGGAUCUGCCAGGUGAAAGCUUUCCAGCUGCAGGACGUGUCCCUGCUGCACAACCUCCUGUUUGGCAGCCUCAUCGCCGCCGUGGACCCCGUGGCUGUGCUGGCUGUCUUCGAGGAGAUCCACGUCAACGAGAAGCUGCACAUCCUGGUUUUUGGAGAGUCGCUCCUCAAUGAUGCUGUGACUGUGGUGCUCUACAAGCUCUUCCGCUCUUUCUGUGAGAUGCCAACCAUCAAGAGCAUGGAUGUUUUUGCUGGAGUUGGAAAAUUCUUCGUGGUUGGGCUGGGAGGAGUUUUAGUGGGGCUGAGUUUUGGGUUCACCGCCGCCUUCACCACGCGCUUCACCAAGGACAUCCGUGUCAUCGAGCCCCUCUUCGUGUUCCUGUACAGCUACCUGUCCUACCUCACUGCAGAGAUGUUCCACCUCUCCGGGAUCGUGGCCAUCAUUUCCUGUGCCAUGGGCAUGAAGCGUUACGUGGAGGCCAACAUCUCCCUCAAGUCCCACACCACAGUCAAGUACUUCAUGAAGAUGUGGAGCAGUGUGAGCGACACCCUCAUCUUCAUCUUCCUCGGAGUUUCCACCAUCGGGGAAAACCACGAGUGGAACUGGCCCUACAUUUGCUUCACGGUUAUUUUCUGUCUCAUUUGGAGGGCACUUGGGGUUCUUGUGCUGACUUUCUUUGUGAACAGAUUUCACGUGAACACCAUCACCAGUAAGGACCAGUUCAUCAUUGCCUAUGGGGGGCUCCGAGGGGCCAUUUGCUUCUCUUUGGUUUUCCUGCUGCCUGACUUCCACAGGAAAAAGCUCUUCAUUGCAGCAACAACUGUGGUCAUCCUCUUCACCGUGUUCAUACAGGGAAUGACCAUCCGUCCCCUCGUUGACCUACUGGCUGUCAAGAGGAAAAGGGAGACUGCUCCCACCGUGGGGGAGCAGAUCCACAUUCGGUUCUUGGAUCAUUUGCUGGCUGGCAUUGAAGAUAUAUCUGGACACUGGGGACAGUAUUACUGGAAAGACAAACUGGAAUAUUUCAACAGCAAAUACCUGCAGAAGAUCCUGCUCAGGGAGUACGACCAGCCCAAGUCCAGCAUCGUGCUGCUUUACGAGAAGCUGGAGCGCAAACACGCCAUCGAGCUGGCCCAGGCUGGGCAGCUGAGCCACGGCCCAGCCCACCCCUCCUUCCUCAGCAGUGACAGGACUGUCAUAAGAGACCAAAAAUUGGAGGACACUCUAAAUCCUGAUGUGCUGGACAACAUACAGGAAAUAUUGGCGAGGAACCUGUACCGGAUCAGGAGGACGGGUCCGGCGUACAACAGGCACACCCUGCCCGGGGACAGCGAGCCCACGGAGCACGCCAAGGAGAUCCUGAUCCUGCGGCACAAGAGCCUGCUGGUGGAGGUGAGCGGCAGCGACACCUGCAGCUCCAGGAAGGAGUCCCAGAAGGAGGACUCGUGCUCGGCACAGGGCGAGGCCACCCUGCAGCCCAAGCUCUGCCGCUCCUUCACUGUGGGGAACACGGAGAAGGUCCGGGAGGUGAAGGAGAGCCGAUCCAAAUCCGUGUGUGCCAUCCCACCGACCUGGGGCGGGAGGAGCGAGCCGAGUCUGGAGAUGCACAAACACAAGGGAUGCUCUGGCUCCCCAUGA